Molecule: messenger RNA, 3737 nt
Organism: Salvelinus fontinalis (brook trout)
Lineage: Eukaryota; Metazoa; Chordata; Actinopteri; Salmoniformes; Salmonidae
Gene: epdr1
Product: ependymin related 1
Exons: 4
Coding region: 14-1135 (373 amino acids)
Biological process (GO): cell-matrix adhesion
Cellular component (GO): lysosome; extracellular region
Molecular function (GO): calcium ion binding
Source: RefSeq, a predicted model, not a curated record
GGCGCCGAGCGAGAUGGCAGCCUCGCUUCGCGUUCCUUGGAAAAUAUGCAGUAUUUUGUUUUUUUAUGUGUUAUUUCUUACAUUGGUACCCCAGGUGAUCUUAGAUUUCAUUACAUACAGUCGGGAGGAACUACUGAAUAUACGAGUAACGUCAACUAACCACCGUUCCUACCAGGAAUAUGACUUUCCCGAAACGGAUCCAGUGUUUUGCCUUCCACCCAAUACAAUGGACCUGAUCCCAGCCGGGGAGCCUACGCGACGCCGUAAAAGGGGCAAACGUAGCGGUCUCCUGGUCAGGCUUCGGAGACGGGCACAUCGCGCUCCACUCCCUAGCAUACUACUCGCCAAUGUCCAGUCUCUUGACAAUAAGGUCGAUGAAAUCCGAGCACGGGUAAGAUUCCAGAGAGACAUCAGGGAUUGCAACGUGCUCUGCUUCACGGAAACAUGGCUAACUCAAAAGACGCUAACGGAGUCGGUGCAGCCAGCUGGUUUCUUCACGCAUCGCGCAGACAGAAACAAACAUCUUUCUGGAGCGGUGGUACCUGCUCUGAGCUACCCGGAGACAGCUUUCGCACCACCGGCUCAGCCCUGUCUUGCGCCCUUGCAAUGGGAGGGCAGAUCCGUCGAAUACAACCACGACACUGGGCGAAAUGCACGGGCCUCGGUGUCGUAUGAUGCACAGAACCACAGAAUAAGGCUUCUUCAACAGAAUAAAAGACAUACACCAUGCCAGAAAUACUUUGAGUUUAUCUACCUGUACAACAGUGGCCUGCUGUUCCAGAUCGAGCAGAAGACGAAGCAGUGUUCUAAGAUCCCCUUGACCCAGGCCUGGGACCCCUUUGACAUCCCUAUGAACUCCACCUAUGAGGACCAGUACUUUAUCGGUGGACCUGGAGACAUGAUCGAGGUGCAGGAGUGGUCAGAUAGGAAACCAGCCCGCAAAAAUGAGGCGUGGGUGGGCGUCUACACAGUGAAGGACUGCUACCCUGUCCAGGAGACCUACACCAGGAACAGCAGCGUCACUACCUCUACCCGCUUCUUUGACCUCCAGCUGGGCAUCAGCGACCCGGAAGUCUUCACACCGCCCAGCAGCUGCCAGUCGGCCCACCCAGAGAUGAUGGACUCCGACUGCUGAGGCCUUCACCUUUCCCCUUUGACCCCAUGCGCCCAGUUUUCACAUUUCCCCCACUUUUUGUUUUAUUAGGCAAGUCAGUUAAGAACUAAUUCUUAUUUUACAAUGAUGGCCUACCCCGGCCAAACCCACCCCUAACCCGGAUGACGCUGGGCCAUUUGUGCACCGACCUAUGGGACUCCCGAUCACAGCCGGUUGUGAUACAGCUCGGGGUUGAACCAGGGUGUGUAGUGAAGCCUCUAGCACUGUGAUGCAGCGCUUUAGACCGCUGCGCCCCUCGGGAGCCAUAAAUGGGGGAGGAGAAGCUGAUCCUAGAUCUGUACUCAGGGGAAACUUUACCCCGGAGGACUACAUCAUCUAAGGGGAAUGUCCAUAGUCUAAAAUGGCUUCCUCUCCUUGCCUUAUUUUAUUAAUUCAUUUGUCAGGGACCAUGCACAACAAAUGCUGCACCAGAUUUAGCUACAUAUCCAAUUUUGAUAUGUGGUCUCCUUGACUCUUUUCCUUCAUUUACACCCAUCUUGUCUUUUUAGACCAAUGCAAGAGAUGAAGGAGAAGAGCUGAGGAGAAGAAGCCUCUUUGGACUAUUGAAAUACACCCCUGUUCUCUCAGCAUAAAGCUACACGGUGAUCCAAUUUAGAUGUAGCAGUUACAGGAACAGGCCCAACCUUGUCCUGGAAGACCACCAUAUCGGCACCAAAUCAGCACAAUUUCCAUUUCCAUUGACAAAGUAUCUUGACUAAUAACAUGUCUUGAACAUGGUUUAUAAAAGCCAUUGAAAAAGAGUGCUACCAACUGGUGGUGGACUCCGAUAGAGGUGCCGGUUUAGGUGUAGGUCCAACCCGGUUAGAGGAUGUAGAAUGACCAGCAGGAGACAGGGAGACGAGGCACACUUUAUUUACAAACAGCAAACACACACGGCAAACAGGAAAAGGAGACUAUUAGUAGUGUAAGUGUUGUAGUGGUUGUCUACAAGAGAAGACAAGAGAAGAGCAUGUAUUACAUAAUGGCAUUACAGGCUAAUGAAUGUAAUAGCAAAGAGAAUGACACGUGUACUAUAAUGGUCAGGUAUUAGCAUAGGCUAAUGUGGUACACAGUAGGGCACAAUAGUACACUAUGGAGAGCUACUAGCAUGUAUUAGCAGCUAGGCUAACAGUAUGGCUUACUGACAGUAUAUACAGGUGGGCUAGCAUAGCAUAGUAUACACAGGAUACAAUUAAUGGCUAGCAUAUAUAAGGUUUACAAGAAAAGCUAGCAUGCUAGGCUAGCAGGCCACAGGCUGUGGGUAGUAGCACACAGUAUAUACAUUGGAGGCUAGCACACUAGGCCAGUAGGCUAUAUGUACAGCAUACAGCACUAUGUACAGUAGGGAUGAGUUUGCAUUAGGGUUAGCAGCUAGGAGUUAGCAUGCGAUUUGGCUAACAAUGGACAAUCUUGGUAGAGGCUACGAUUCGUAUGAGGAAGUGACCGGAUGUUAUGACGUCACCGGUCGGCCAUUUUAGGUGAGUAACUAGAAGGACUAACUGGUAGCCAUAUUGGGUUCCAUAACAACAAUGAAGGGAUUACUCAUCAUGGCCUGGAUACUGUAUUGUAGCCAGAACUAUGCCAAGCGGGUAGAUAACCUGUUUUAUUUUACAUGGGAUUGCAGGCAGAAGUAAUCCUGACAUAUAACAACUAAUGAAACAUGUAUAAGCAUACAUAUAUAUAAGCAAACAUAAUAAUAUCAGCCUAUAACAUGUAAACAGAUGUUUUGUAGUGAUUCCUAUGUUGAAAAUGUAAAUAAUAUUUGCUCGUCUCUGGUGUGUAAUGAGGAGCAACCAGAUGCUCAAUUUGACAUAUUUAUUCAUUUGCUUGUUCCAGUUACUAAUAAGCAUGCACCCAUUAAGAAAAUAACUGUAAAAACUGUUAAAUCUCUGUGGAUUGAUGAGGAACUGAAAAAUGUUAUGGUUGAGAGGGAUGAGGAAAAAAGAAUGGCCAAUAAGUCCGGCUGCACAGCCGAUUCGCAAACAAUACUGUACAUUAAGAAAUCAUGUGACUAAACUGAACAAAAUAAGAAGAAACUGUACUUUGAAACAAAGAUAAAUAAUAUAAAGAAUGAUAUUAAAAAGCUUUGGAGCACCUUAAAUGAAAUUUGGGGCAAAAAGGCAACCUUGGCUCCAUCAUUCAUUGAAUCAGAUGGCUCAUUCAUCACAAAACCCACUGAUAUUGCCAACUACUUCAAUGAUUUGUUAAUUGACAAGGAUAGCAAACUUAGGCAUAACAACAUCAAAUUCUGAACCUACAUGUCACGUUCCUGACCUGUUUUCCUUUUUCUUGUAUUUAUUUAGUUGGUCAGGGCGUGAGUUGGGUGGGUUUGUCUAUGUUUGAUUUUCUAUGUUGGGAUGUUUGUGUUUGGCCGGUAUGAUUCUCAAUCAGAGACAGCUGUCAAUUGUUGUCCCUGAUUGAGAAUCAUACUUAGGCAGCCUGGGUUUCACGUGUGUUUUGUGGGUGUUUGUUUCCGUGUCUGUGUUUGUUGCACCACACGGUACUGUAUCGGUUUAUGCACUUCGUUUAUUUGUUUUGUAAUUCAGUAUUCAGUUUCGUUUUAAUAAAUCAUUAUGAACACUAA